AAGGUCAAGACUAUAUUAAAGGCAAUGGAUGACUUGGCUUUGUAGGUUGAAUGUAUAAUUUUACUGUACAACUUAUGAAUCAUUUUCACUCCAAAAAAUGGGUUAAUUGCAUGGUUGGUCACUGAGAUUACAAAAAAACGUUCAUGUUUGGUCAUUGAAAAUAUUUAAUUCUAUUGGUGGUCACUAAUUUUAAUGAAAGCAUUCACAUUUGGUCACUCUCUGUUAGUCGCCGUCCAUCUCCGUUAACAGAGUCCGUUAAGUGGUGACGUCGCUGACAGAAUCGUCUAAUCAGCCCUAUUUAAUCCAAAAAAAAAUGAGACCCGACCCACCACAUCACUAAGUCCUGCAUUGUCAUCUGAACCAACUCAACCCUCUAACCAUACCUGACCUAUGAACCGACCCACCCAAAUUAAAUCCCUAAAUCUAGAACAAAUCUACCUAUCCCCUUCCUCCCUCCCUCCUUCCUCCUGACUUUCUUCCUCUUCCCCUGAUAAACAGGUGCAACCGGAUCGACAUCGGGGCUUCGGAUUUUUCUAUCUCUACUGUAGGAAAAAUUUCCAUCACUUUGUCGGGAAAAUUAUCAGAGGAUGAAAGCGGUGAAUCGUGAGAAAGAAAAACAAUGUCGCAUAGCGACACCAUCCCUCUCCACUCUUCCUCGCAGUCGGACAUCGACGAGAUCGAGAACCUAAUCAACGCCAUCGUCCAGUCGGGCCCGAUAACAGUUCAACCCACCUGCCCAACGAGUCCGCCGCGGAUCCCCGUCUCGUCCUCUCUGUUCCUCCAGGACAACCUCCCACCACCCACGACGACGGCAUCGAAGAUGCCCCCUCUCCCAUCGUCCUCUGCGCCGCCUUCUGUGUUUUCCGCCACUGUCCCCGGGCCCACACCCUGCUCGCGAGCUCAGCCGAAUCGAACAAUUUUGCGGAUUAUGGAUUCGGCGUCUGUCGAGAAUCGUGAGUAAUUUGAAGCUUUAGAUCAGUAACUUCUCAACGCCUCUUACUCCCUCUCUCUUGCUCUGUGCCUGCCUCCAACCCCGUUCCCGAAAUGCUCAAAGGCUCCCUGAAAUCCACUGUCGCAGCCUUGCUUUUUCCUUUCUCCGCUGCCGCUUAUUUAUUCCUUCUAUCAAUCCUUUCUCGCCCCUUCACCACAAUCCCACUCCCAGAAAUUGAAAAAAGACGAGUACUCCAAGAACAGGAAAUCCGCACAACAAUCUCCAUAGUCGCCGACGCCUCGCCACUUGCCCUUCCCUUUCCCUCCACCGCUUCUUUCUUCCUUCCUCCAAUUCUACUCAACAACCCUCAUCUUUGUUGGCAGUAAGCUCAAUUGCUUCUUUCUUCCUUUGGCGGUUCCAGGGGUUUAUCAGGGGAAGAGGAAGAAAGUUGGGAGGAAGGAGGGGAAAAGGGAUAAGUGGAUCUGUUCUAGAUUUAGGAAUUUAAUUUGUGUGGGUCGCUGCACAGGUUGGGUUUGGUUAGAAGUUUGGGUUGGUCCAAAAUGAUGUGGCGGGUCUUAGUGACGUGGCGGGUCGGGUCUCAUUUUUUGGGAUUAAAUAGGGCUGAUUAGACGAUUCCAUCUGCCACGUCAGCACUUAACGGACUCUGUUAACGGAGAUGGACGACGACUAACGGAGAGUGACCAAAUGUGAACGUUUUCACUAAAAUUAGUGACCAUCAAUAGAAUUAAAUAUUUUUAGUGACCGAAUAUGAACGUCUUUUGUAAUCUCAGUGACCAUGCAAUUAACCCAAAAACUUACGAAUCAUUUUACUGUUACCGCAUGCAUGCAUCAGGAUAUUGUCUUGAGUCAUUAGUGAUGAUGAACUAUAUAUAGCGAUGUAUGUAGUCUAGGCAUUUUUGAAAGAACAAAUUAAAGGAACAAAGCUGGCGAUUCACGACCGUAUCGUGACAAAUUAAAGGAGAUUCUUUUGUUUGCGGUGUCUGUGGAGUUCGUACAAAGGCCGUAUCGUGACAGGAAAUCGAUUCCCCCAUCUGUCCAUUUGUCGAGGAUUAAUGUUUCGGCUUAAGUCUUAAAUGUGCAAAGUGGUUUCUUGUCCGAAUUCUCAAGAAAAAUGAGUGUUGUUAUUGGCCGGAUUUGGAUGGGAAAAAGUAGAAUUUUGUCUAGUUAUUUAAAGAACUAGUUUACGAACGGACUCGUUAGUACACGAUCGAGGGUGAACCAAGUUACGAUGUCAGACACGUGAGCUAGCUAGACUAAUUAAGUGGUUUUGGUGAGUUUAAUUAGUUCUUGAGUUGCUUGAUAAUGUAGAUCAUGCAAGUGUACUCACUUAUUUUGUAAAUUAGUUAUUAUCUUUUUUUUUGUAUUUUUCGUUGAGAUUACGAUAUUACAGUAUUUUUAGUAAACAAAAAAAAAUAUCAAGCUCAUUUCAUAAGAAGCCUAGGUCGUGCUUAACUCAAUAAACAUGAAUUUUAUUU
This is a messenger RNA of Linum trigynum, 2427 nucleotides long. NCBI's taxonomy places the organism in Eukaryota, Viridiplantae, Streptophyta, Magnoliopsida, Malpighiales, Linaceae. The record is from the annotation of a GenBank genome assembly.